AUGCAUGCCUUGUGGGUCUCCUUGAAGGAUAAUGUUAAAUGUGGAAACAAGUUCACCGAUGUAAUCAGGCAGCCAACAAAAUGCAGCAAAGGAUGUAACUACGUUUCAGAAAAGGAAAAAAUGAACGGAGAUAAUGGUCCUUUAAUGGAAACUCAUGCUAGCCUAGUAGUUUCUAGGCCAAGCAAACCACUGGCACGGCUUCAUGAGCUCAUUAUUGGAGACCCAUCAAGAAAAAUUGUUGAGAUGAUUUUUCAGAAAGCUUGGAUGAACACCUCAAAGCCACUGAGGAAGGUUAGAACAGUCCUCAGGGUGAGCUACUCGGCAGAAGUUCUUGAAAGGUUUGAAAAUUACAGAGAAAAGGUGAAGAAGAACUCCUGUGACCAAUUUCCAAGGCAUCCAAGGAGCACAGUGGAUGGAAAUGAAUUGUUGCGGUUCUAUGGCACUACAGUGAGAUGUUUCCAAGAGAAAUCUGUGAAGAAAGUUUAUGAUCUCUGUAAAGACCCAUCUUGUUGUCUGUGUCGAAUAAUUCAAUACAAUUUCAACACAGAAUAUGCCGAGAUUCAAUUGAAUACAAGUGGCAAAGAGUUGAGUAAUAGAACAAAUGCCACUGCAAGAGCAAAGAAUGUGAAAAGAGCUGCAAUUGUUUGCAGGAUAAUUGCUGGAACUGCUGUUAAUGAAGUUGAUGGUGAAUAUGAAGGGUCUGACUUAACUGGAUUAGAAGAAAUGCAAUAUAGCUUAGAGAAAUUUGUAUAA
Messenger RNA from Gastrolobium bilobum, 753 nucleotides. RefSeq lists its product as uncharacterized. The transcript has 3 exons. The record is from RefSeq and is a predicted model, not a curated record. NCBI's taxonomy places the organism in Eukaryota, Viridiplantae, Streptophyta, Magnoliopsida, Fabales, Fabaceae. The coding region runs from base 1 to 753 and encodes 250 amino acids.